Messenger RNA from Penicillium cinerascens, 1839 nucleotides. RefSeq lists its product as uncharacterized. The record is from RefSeq and is a predicted model, not a curated record. The transcript has a single exon. Bases 1 to 1839 code for a protein of 612 amino acids. Gene Ontology annotation, molecular function: nucleic acid binding; zinc ion binding. NCBI's taxonomy places the organism in Eukaryota, Fungi, Ascomycota, Eurotiomycetes, Eurotiales, Aspergillaceae.
AUGGUUGCGACUGGUGCGAACGCACAGAAAUUGCCCCCUGACAGGAGAGGAACACCAAAACCCGCGGCAGCCGGCGGGCGACCCAUAUCGAUGAACGACAUCGCAGAAGGAGCCCGCCUGGUGCUGGACCACAUAGAAAACAAUGGCACGACGGACGGAUACGUUACUGGAUAUAUUCGAGCUGUCCGCCAGUACGCACUCAAUGCCCAACGGGGCGACGGCCAGGGGAUGGCCAAGGUGCUCGAAGCGCUGACCAAGAUCAUUGCCGACACCGAACGUCUAAACCAGCGAAUGGACACCAUCGAAAAGACAACGAACACUUUAUCAACAGCUUUGUCCUCCACUGCGGCCGACUCCGCUGCAGCGUGGCGCGACUUCCGAGCCAGAGACUGGCAGCGCGGCUUGGCCAAGGCGGCGUCACCCAGUACCCGGAGCAACGACACGUCGUCUGCCGGGGUGCCUGAAAUCGAACUUCGCGAGGACCGUGAAGUCAUCGUGAAGGUGGGACCAAAUCGUGAACAGAUUCGCGGGCUCUCACCGAGGGAGCUGGUCGAGCGGGCGGAGCGCCAAAAGGUGACGACUGCCCGACAGAAGAAAUCUGCCGCUUUAGCUGAAAGGGCUGCCUUCGUUGCAGCUCGAAAACUACCAUCCGGCGAUGUAGCCAUGGUAGCAAAUAGUGCUGCAGGGGCGGAGCUCCUUCGUAAGCAUACGGGAUGGUUGAAGGCAUUCGGGCCCGCUUCCGUGGUCCAAGAGCCGUCGUGGGGCGUCGUGGCGUACCACAUUCCUGUAAAAUCGAUGAAGCUCACCCCGGAGACGAUGACCGACAUUGCAGCCGAACUGCUUCGACAGAACGACUGGGGCGAAAGCGCUAAGAUCCAGUAUCUUGGCUGGCUGACGCGACCGGGUAUCCGGGCGGAGGGCUCGAUCCUGAUCGAGUUCACCAGCCCCGUCGUGGCCAACCGUGCUAUCAUCUCUGGUGUCGUAUGGGAGAAGCAAAUCCACAAUGCGUCGCGAUUCUGCCGCGAGGGACGGAUGAAGCUCUGCAGAAAAUGCCAAAAACCGGGGCAUAUCCAGUCACACUGUUCCAACGUUUAUAGAUGCGGCCACUGCGCCGGCGAGCACCCGACCUGGGAGUGUCCGUCGACACGGGGGCAGGCGAUACCAAUCAAAUGUGCCAAUUGCGGCCAAGGACAUCGACCAACCAGUCGAGAGUGUCCAGUGAGGAUUGAGGCGUUGAAUGAGGCAAAACAGGCACUGGCCGACUGCCCUGCGUACCACCGCAUCCCACUACACUUCCGAAAUACCGCAAGCAGUGACACCACGUCACCUCCGUUCAGACCGAGUGCCACCGAAAGGGACGACCUGGAUGCACCUAUACUUGCACCAAGGGGGCAGCAGGAGGCAGACCCCUCUCACCUGCCCCCGCAGGUUACAACGGAAACUGAGACAGAACCAACGAGAGAGGAGACAUCACUCCAAGAACGCAUCAAUCCCGCAAAGCCCAGAAGAGGACCGGGUCGCCCAAAAGGCUCAAAGACCAAGCCCAAAGAUCACGUCUUGCCUCUGGUACAGUCGGCAAGUCAGCGGUCAACAAGAUCCCAGGCGGCCACCCAGAGAACUGAGUCUGAACACACGAUGUCUAAGAAGCGCCGCAUGGGCGAACCGGAGGACAUUAUGGAUGAGCAGCCGGACGACAGCGACUGGUUACGGCCACCCGUCCCAGUACCAUGCAAGUCCUCUGCGGCGGUCUUGACCGAUGCACCCACAAUCGAAGACCCAGACGAUGAAAUAUGGUACGAGGUCAGCGAGCGGAGUGACGACGAUCAGUCACAGCAAUGA